This is a messenger RNA of Oryza brachyantha (malo sina), 6655 nucleotides long. Its product is annotated as DNA-directed RNA polymerase V subunit 1. Gene Ontology annotation, molecular function: DNA binding. The record is from RefSeq and is a predicted model, not a curated record. NCBI's taxonomy places the organism in Eukaryota, Viridiplantae, Streptophyta, Magnoliopsida, Poales, Poaceae. Bases 180 to 6161 code for a protein of 1993 amino acids. The transcript is spliced from 19 exons. Gene Ontology annotation, biological process: DNA-templated transcription. Gene Ontology annotation, cellular component: RNA polymerase II, core complex.
CGGGGUGGUGGUGGUGGUGGUGGGGCUUGGGCUUUGGCUUUUGGUCUAGGCCUAGGGAGGCCACGCUUCCUCGGCUUCUUCUCCGAGGCGAGGCUAAAACCCCUCGCGCCCUGGCGCUGCCGCGGUCGCUAGGGUUUUAGGCGGGGGGAGGAGGUGGAGGAGGGCGCGCGUCCAGAUAGAUGGAAGAGGAUCAGUCAGCAAUUCCGGUCGCCGAAGGUGCCAUCAAGAGCAUCAAGCUUAGCCUAGCCACUGAGGAUGAGAUUCGUAUUUAUUCUAUAAAUGAUUGUCCUGUCACUCAUCCUAGUCAACUUGGAAACCCCUUCCUUGGGUUACCACUGGAGACAGGAAAAUGCGAGUCUUGUGGAGCCUCAGAAAAUGGCAAAUGCGAAGGGCAUUUCGGGUACAUUGAGCUGCCUGUACCUAUAUAUCACCCUUGCCAUGUAACAGAACUGAGGCAGAUAUUGAACCUGGUCUGUUUCAAAUGCCUUCGCGUCAAGAAAGGAAAGGUCAAACAUACCGAGGGGAAGGACAACACAUCAGCAUUGUCAUGCUACUACUGUCGGGAUCUUCCAGCAUUAUCUUUGAAAGAAAACAAAACAGCAGAUGGUGCAGUUCGUUUAGAGUUGAAAGCGCCUCCUAGGAAAUUCAUGACUGAAGGCUCAUGGAACUUCCUUGACAAGUAUGGAUUUCACCAUGGUGGAACCUCACAUUGCAGGACCUUGCUUCCAGAAGAGGCUCUGAAUAUAUUGAAGAAGAUUCCUGAUGAAACAAAGAGGAAAUUAGCUGCUCGGGGAUAUAUUGCUCAACCUGGAUAUGUGAUGAAAUACCUCCCCGUGCCUCCAAAUUGUUUAUACAUUCCAGAAUUUACAGAUGGGCAGAGCAUCAUGUCCUAUGACAUAUCAAUAUCUCUGCUGAAGAAGGUGCUUCAAAAAAUAGAACAGAUAAAAAAAUCAAGAGCUGGAUCCCCAAACUUUGAAUCACAUGAGGUUGAAUCAAGUGAUCUACAGCUUUCUAUUGCCCAGUACAUACAUCUAAGGGGCACUACAAGGGGUCCUCAAGACAACACCAAGAGGUUUUCAAUCAGUACUGAUUCUUCUGCUUUAUCAACAAAACAAUGGCUGGAGAAAAUGCGGACAUUAUUUAUUAGCAAAGGAUCAGGCUUCUCUUCACGGAGUGUGCUUACGGGUGAUCCGUAUAUUGGAGUAGAUAUGGUUGGAUUGCCUUCUGAAGUGGCAAAAAGAAUCACUUUCGAAGAGCAGGUAACAAACAUCAACAUCAACAAGUUGCAAGAGAUUGUGGAUAAGGGACUGUGUUUGACUUACAGAGAUGGUCAGGCAACCUAUGCCAUCACCGUUGGAUCCAAAGGUCACACUACCCUUAAAGUCGGUCAAACUAUUAGUAGGAGAAUUGUUGAUGGGGACAUUGUUUUCCUUAACCGUCCGCCUAGUACGCACAAGCAUUCCCUCCAGGCAUUUCGUGCAUAUGUACAUGAAGAUCAUACAGUCAAGAUCAAUCCACUCAUAUGCUCGCCUUUUGCAGCGGACUUUGAUGGUGAUUGUGUGCAUAUCUAUUAUCCACAGUCCCUUGCGGCAAAAGCUGAAGCAUUGGAGCUUUUCAGCGUGGAGAAGCAACUUACCAGCUCCCACAGUGGCAAGGUCAAUCUUCAGCUAGCUAAUGACAGUUUACUUGCUCUGAAGCACAUGUCUUUCAGAACAAUCUUGAGCAAAGAAGUAGCUAACCAGUUGGCAAUGAAUGUUACAUAUUCUCUUCCGAAACCAGCCUUGAUCAAGUCAAGGCCACACUGGACGAUUGCACAAAUAGUGCAAGGUGCUUUGCCAAAAGACUUAACUUCUCAAGGGGACAAGCACUUAGUCAGGGACAGCACUAUCAUAAAACUGGACCUUGACAAGGAAUCUGUUCAGACAUCAUUCUCAGAUUUGUUAUACUCCACUCUUUCUGUUAAGGGUCCAGGAGAAGCACUGCAAUUUUUGAAUGUGCUGCAGCCAUUACUGAUGGAAUUAAUACUUUUGGAUGGCUUUAGUGUAAGCCUUCAGGACUUCAAUGUUCCCAAGGUUCAUUUGCAAGAAGCACAGAAAAACAUUGAAAAACAGUCUAUUAUCCUUGAACAAUCAAGAUGUGCAGAAAACCAGUUUGUGGAAAUGCGGGUUGAUAAUAAUUUGAAGGACAUCAAACAGCAAAUUUCAGAUUUUGUUGUGAAACGCUCUCAUCUUGGACUUCUAAUUGAUCCAAAAAGUGACCCUUCAGUGUCUAAAGUUGUCCAGCAGCUUGGUUUUGUGGGUCUACAACUUUACCGUGAGGGAAAGUUCUACUCACGUCGUCUGGUGGAGGAUUGCUUCUCUAAUUUUGUGAACAAGCACCCAGCUGUCAGAAAAGAGCAUUCUCCAGAGGCGUAUGGUCUUGUACGGAGUUCAUAUUUUCAUGGCCUUAAUCCGUAUGAGGAGCUGGUGCAUGCUAUAUCGACAAGGGAAGCUAUUGUACGCUCCUCUAGGGGCUUGACAGAACCUGGAACCCUCUUUAAGAACCUAAUGGCCUUACUCCGAGACGUUGUUAUAUGCUAUGAUGGGACAGUAAGAAAUGUCUGUAGCAAAUCCAUAAUACAACUCAAGUACAAGGAGGAGGAUGCAUUGGACUUCCCUAGUGCAAUAGCUCCUGGGGAACCAGUUGGUGUCUUGGCUGCCACUGCUAUCUCCAACCCUGCAUACAAGGCUGUCCUGGAUGCAUCUCAGAGUAACAAUACUUCAUGGGAGCGGAUGAAGGAAAUACUUCAGACAACAACUCGCUACAAAAAUGAUACGAAAGACCGAAAAAUUAUCCUCUUUCUGAAUGAUUGCUCUUGUGCUAAGAAGUUUUGCAAGGAAAAGGCUGCUAUUGCAGUUCAGGGUUGCCUCAGGAGAAUCACGUUAGAAGAUUGUGCUACUGAUAUCUGCAUUGAGUACCAGAAGCAAAUAAGUUUAGAUGGAACUUCAGAAGCCUCCCCGGCACUUGUUGGCCAUAUUCACUUUGACAGGGCACAUUUAGAACGUAUAAACGUUAGCAUUGAAGAUAUUUUCCAGAAGUGCCAAGAAGUUUCUGGGAAAUAUGGGAAGAAGAAAGGACAUCUCAGUCACCUGUUUAAAAAUAUUACCUUCUCUAUUUGUGAUUGUUCAUUCACACAAAAGCUGAUUGAUGGAAAGCUAGCCAAGGUUCCAUGUUUGCAGUUCUUUUUUCCUGAAAGCAACACAAUGUUAUCUGAAUCGGUGGAGGGGGCAGUCAAUUUGCUAGCAGAUUCUGUAUGUGGUGUCCUUUUGAAUACAAUUAUAAAAGGUGAUCCUCGAAUUCAAGAGGCUAAAAUUGUUUGGGUUGGAUCAGAUGCAACAUCUUGGGUUAAAAACACAAAGAAGGAAUCAAAGGGUGAACCAGCGGUGGAGAUUAUUGUUGAAGAACAGGAAGCUUUACACACAGGUGAUUCCUGGAGAAUAACAAUGGAUGCCUGCAUACCUGUUCUGGAUCUCAUUGACACACGGAGAUCAAUACCUUAUGGUAUUCAACAACUGCGAGAACUUCUUGGCAUCUCCUGUGCUUUUGAUCAAGUCGUGCAGCGGCUUUCAACUACUGUAAGGAUGGUUGCUAAAGAUGUUCUCAAAGACCAUCUGGUACUGGUGGCAAAUAGCAUGACAUUUACUGGUAACCUAAAUGGAUUUAACACUGCUGGAUACAAGACCACAUUCCGUUCAUUAAAAGUUCAAGUACCUUUCACAGAGUCCACAUUGAUUACCCCUAUGAAAUGUUUUGAGAAGGCUGCAGAGAAAUGUCAUUCGGAUUCAUUGGGAUGUGUUGUUUCAUCGUGUUCUUGGGGCAAAUAUGCUGCAAGUGGUACUGGAUCAUCUUUUCAGAUCCUAUGGAAUGAAAGUCAGCUGAAAAGCAAUAAGGAGUAUGGUGAUGGCCUGUAUGAUUACUUGGCCUUGGUGCGUACUGACGAAGAAAAGGCAAGAUACACAUUCUUUGAUGAUGUGGACUACCUUGCAGAAGAGAACGAGACAGAUGUGUGCCUAUCACCUGAAUUAGAGGGGACCAUUGGUCAACCGACCUUUGAUGAUAAUUUGGAAGAGCAAGAUUUUCAGAAAAACAACUCGUGGGAAAAUGGCACAGCAGCGAAUGGGAGCUGGGAACAGAACGGUAGUGCUGGAGAUGAUUCCGAUAAAUGGGGAGGUUGGAAUGCUGCUGCUGUAGGAGCUGACACGGCAGUCACAAAACAAGCAGAUCAAGAGAAGUCAUGUUGGGAUGUGCCUGCAGCAGUGGAGAAGAGUUCCUCUGAUUGGGGAGGCUGGGGCACUGAAAAGAGGAAGGUGAAGGAAAACUUACCUGAAGAACCAGCUGAACAUGAUGCUUGGUUGGCUAAAAGGUCAAUGGAUGGAGGUGAUAUUAACUGGGGGAAACAACCCAGCAUCUCUGAUGAAUUUAAGAAGAAUGUUGAUCAGGGUUCCUGGGGUAACAUGUCACUAUCAGCAGAAAACAGAGCAUGGGACAAAAAGAAGCCUGAUGGAGGUGAUGCUACCUGGAAUAAGCAGUCUAGCACUCAAAAUGAUGGGGGUGAUACAUGGGAGAAGCAGCCUAGCGCUUGGAAAGAGAACAAGGGAAGAGGAUCAAAUGGGGGUUCCUGGGAAAAAUCUAAUUCGCAAAAAGGAUCAUGGGGUAAUGAUGAAGCUCAUAAUAAUGCCAAUAUGAAGCAAGACACCUGGGGCAGUGUCACAGCCCAUAAUAAUGAUACACAAAACAAAUCCUGGGGGACUGUGGAUGCAAAAGCUAAUACUUCUACAGAAAAGUCCUGGGGUAAUGUUAUUGCAUCUCCAUCAGAUAACGCGUGGAAUGCUGCUCCAGUGUCCCAAGGUAAUGAAAAUUCAGAUGCAAAGCAACCAGGUUCUUGGGAAGGCUGGAAUUCUGCUCGAGCUGAUGACUCAAGUACCAAAGAUAAGGAGCCCUGGGGCAAUGUGGCUGCAUCUCCAUCAUUUAAUGCAUGGAAUGCAGCCCCAGUUUCCCAAGGGGAUGAAAGUUCAGAUGCCAAACAAUCAGGUUCUUGGGAAGGCUGGAAUUCUGCUCGAGCUGAUAACUCAACUACCAAAGACAAGGAGCCCUGGGACAAUGUGGUUGCAUCUUCAUCAGAUAAUGCAUGGAAUGCAGCCCCAGUUUGCCAUGGGAAUGAAAGUUCAGAUGCAAAACAAUCAGGUUCUUGGGAAGGUUGGAAUUCUUCGCGAGCUGAGGACUUAAGUAGGAAAGACAAUGAGUCCUGGGGCAAUGUGGCUUCAUCUCCAUCAGAUAGUGCGUGGAAUGCUGCUCCAGUUUCCCAAGAAAACAAGAAUUCAGAUACAAAGCAACCAGGUUCUUGGGAUGGCUGGAAUUCUUCUCAAGCUGAUGAGCCAAGUAAUAAAGACUGGAAAUCAGAUGGAUGGGGUGCUAGAGGUGGCAACUGGAGGGGCCAAAGAAGCAAUCCUGGUAGGCCCCCAAGGAAAUCUGAUGGCAGAGGUCCGCCUAGGAGACCUGAUGAUAGGGGGCCACCAAGGCGACACUUUGACCUAACACCUGAGGAGGAAAAGAUUCUAGGAGAAAUUGAACCCAUUGUGCUGAGCAUCAGAAAAAUCUUCCGGGAAUCAAUUGAUGGCAUACGACUUUCUCUGGAAGACGAAAAAUUCAUCAAAGAGAAUGUUCUUGAACACCACCCUGAAAAACAAUCAAAGGUGUCGGGUGAAAUUGAUCAUAUAAUGGUUGACAAGCACCAAGUGUUCCAGGACAGUCGGUGCCUGUUUGUGAUGUCCUCAGAUGGAACUCGUUCGGAUUUCUCCUACUUGAAGUGCAUGGAGAAUUAUGUCAGGAAGACCUACACCGAGCAUGGUGACUCAUUCUGCAAGAAGUAUUUCAAGAGGCGCCGUGACCAACGACCAGCAGUUGACGGAGGCACGGCACCAGGCACUCCAGCUGGGGAUACACAGUCUACUGCAGUUGAGACCCAGCAAGGCACUUCACAACAGACUCAGCCAGAGAUUGCAACCCCUCCAUCAGCAACUCCACAGGAGAUACUUGUUCCUCCAUCAGCAACUCUUCAAGAGACUCCAGCUUCUCCAACAUCUGCCGGAUUGCUCGGGAAGCGACCCAGCCCGUCUGACUGAGGCUCAGGUUGUGUGUACAGCCUGGCUUAGUGCUGAACUUGCCCCUCUUAUUUUUUUCUACCUGGCCUGACUUUCCGUAGGGACUAGAGAAGUGGUCACUUUGUGGAGUAGUCGAGAAGGGGAUAGUAGCAGUCUUUAGGUUUCUCAGGAGCCACAUGUCCUGCUAUGUGCUUCCUCCAGACGAACUAUGUAAAUUUUGGAUGUUAAUGUGCUGCAUCCCUUAGUUUUAACUCGUUUUUUACCCUCUUUUAUUUUAUUGCCUCGGUGGUAUGGUAUGGCCAUUUGGUUAGACCCAUGCAGCCAAUGCUGCGAGGCCGAGCCACUGAAUCUGUUUAAUUUGUGGUUCUGCAAGGCACAGAGCUCUGUGGUGCUCUUCACAUUUUGGAUGUUGUUACAGGGUUCUGAAACACUCUGAAACUACCAUGUGAAUUAGCAAUAGAUGGAUUCCCUGCUGUGAUUGUGCACAAGCGGGGGGCCUUGCAUGACUGCAGCCA